This is a messenger RNA of Blastomyces dermatitidis ER-3, 523 nucleotides long. RefSeq lists its product as uncharacterized. Lineage: Eukaryota; Fungi; Ascomycota; Eurotiomycetes; Onygenales; Ajellomycetaceae. The record is from RefSeq and is a predicted model, not a curated record. Bases 83 to 523 code for a protein of 146 amino acids. The transcript has a single exon.
UGGAGGUUGCACUUCAGAAGAGUCUGUUGAUUAUGUGCUUGAUAUUAUCGCUGAGGUAUCUUUUUGUAUUUUUCUGCCGGGGAUGGGCCAGAUUGGGAAGGGCGGUACGAGGGUGAGACUUGGCGUUGGUGUUUUGGAACAUCAAAGAUGGACAGGGUUUUCGCGGAGGUCGCUCCUCGGAUAUCUCCACAACUACAGGUCGGGGGUCUUCCAAAAUCGAGAAGAUUGGUGCAUAUGGCUAGGUCACUUCACCUUACAAUUUGUAUGGCACUCUGGCCCGGGGUUGUGGUGUGGUAGGGGAGAACGGGGGAUAAUCCCACACAGGAGCUUCGAACAACGUCCGGUUCACGUUUGGCUGGAUAACUCCACCACCACACGGGGUAUGCGGUCGGCGAUGGGGUCAAAAUGCUCGUAUGAUCGAGGGCUUUUCGAUGGAUCUAUCGGCGGGUUCUUAUUCGAAAAAUCGAGCGAGUUCGUGGUGGAGCGGGUUGUUGUAGCUGCAAGAGUACAGAUAAAGCUGUGA